This is a messenger RNA of Pteronotus mesoamericanus, 3954 nucleotides long. RefSeq names its product PAX3 and PAX7 binding protein 1 (gene PAXBP1). Gene Ontology annotation, molecular function: DNA binding. Gene Ontology annotation, cellular component: nucleus. The transcript has 18 exons. Gene Ontology annotation, biological process: positive regulation of transcription by RNA polymerase II; mRNA splicing, via spliceosome. The record is from RefSeq and is a predicted model, not a curated record. The coding region runs from base 120 to 2882 and encodes 920 amino acids. Lineage: Eukaryota; Metazoa; Chordata; Mammalia; Chiroptera; Mormoopidae.
CCGCGAGGGAGACAGCUCUAGGCUGGGGUUUGGGCGCGCGCGCGUGCGCCGUGGCGAGCUCGGCAGUGCCGGGGUCGCCGUGCGGGAGCGGGUGUGGGACAGCCGUGCGGGCCGCGAGAAUGUUCCGAAAGGCCCGGCGAGUGAACGUGCGCAAGCGGAAUGACUCGGAGGAAGAGGAACGAGAGCGCGAUGAGGAGCAGGAGCCGCCGCCGUUGCUGCCGCCGCCGGGCACUGGCGAAGAGCCGGGCCCCGGCGGCGGCGGCGGCGGCGACAGGGCCCCCGGGGGGGAGGGGCUGCUGGGCCCGGGGCUGCCGCCGCCGUCGGCGCUGACCCCUGGCCCCGGCGCCGAGGCUGGGGGCUGCUUCCCGGGCGGCGCGGAGCCCGGCAACGGGCUGAAGCCGCGCAAGAGGCCGCGCGAGAACAAAGAGGUGCCCCGGGCCAGCCUGCUGAGCUUCCAGGACGAGGAAGAAGAAAAUGAAGAAGUUUUCAAAGUGAAGAAAUCAAGUUAUAGCAAAAAGAUAGUGAAAUUACUAAAGAAAGAAUAUAAAGAAGAUCUUGAAAAGUCGAAGAUUAAGACGGAACUCAACUCAUCAGCCGACAAUGAGCCCCCUUUGGACAAAACAGGACACGCCAAGGACACGGGCCCAGAGGACGGGGGGGCCCUCGGUGAGCGCGGCGAGGACGAGAUGGACGUGGAGAGCGAGAAGGAGGAGGCCAAGGCCAAGGCCGGCGGCGCCUUCGCGGACGCCCUGUCGUCUCUGAACGUCCUCCGGCCAGGGGAAAUCCCGGACGCAGCCUUCAUACAUGCCGCCAGGAAGAAGCGCCAGAUGGCCCGGGAGCUGGGGGACUUCACUCCUCACGAGAGCGAGCCCGGCAAAGGCCGCCUUGUUCGAGAGGAUGAGAACGAUGCCAGCGAUGACGAAGAUGAUGAUGAGAAACGCCGGAUAGUGUUCUCCGUGAAGGAGAAGUCACAGAGACAAAAAAUUGCCGAGGAAAUAGGUAUCGAGGGGAGUGACGACGACGCUUUAGUGACCGGAGAGCAAGACGAAGAGCUCAGCCGUUGGGAGCAGGAGCAGAUAAGGAAAGGAAUCAAUAUCCCGCAGGUCCAGGCGAGCCAGCCCGCCGAGGUGAACGUGUACUACCAGAACGCCUACUCGGCCAUGCCCUACGGCGCCUCCUACGGCAUCCCUUACAGCUACGCCGCCUACGGCUCGGCUGAGGGCAAGGCUCAGAAAACAGAUAACUCAGCCCCUUUCAAAACUCCCAGUAACGAGAUGACUCCCGUUACUAUUGAUCUGGUCAAGAAACAGCUUAAAGACAGGUUGGACGCCAUGAAGGAAGUGCACAAAGCAAACCAGCAGCAGCGUGAGAAGCACCUGCAGAGCCGCGUGGACUCUACCAGGGCGAUUGAAAGGCUGGAAGGGUCUGCGGGGGGCACUGGCGAACGGUAUAAGUUUCUGCAAGAAAUGCGAGGGUAUGUCCAAGACUUGCUUGAGUGUUUCAGUGAAAAGGUGCCACUGAUUAACGAACUUGAAUCAGCAAUACAUCAGCUGUACAAACAGCGAGCCUCCCGCCUUGUCCAAAGACGACAAGAUGAUAUUAAAGAUGAAUCUUCGGAGUUUUCAAGCCAUUCAAACAAAGCCCUGAUGGCACCAAAUCUCGAUUCCUUCGGGCGAGACCGGGCCCUGUAUCAGGAGCACGCGAAGCGCCGGAUCGCGGAGCGGGAGGCCAGGAGGACCCGUCGGCGACAAGCCAGAGAGCAGACCGGUAAGAUGGCAGACCACCUCGAAGGCCUUUCCAGCGACGAUGAAGAAACAUCUACAGACAUUACCAAUUUCAAUCUGGAAAAAGAUCGCAUUUCAAAAGAGUCCAGCAAGGUGUUUGAAGAUGUUUUGGAGAGUUUCUAUUCGAUCGACUGUAUUAAAUCGCAGUUUGAAGCAUGGCGUUCAAAAUACUACCUGUCUUACAAGGAUGCCUACAUCGGCCUCUGUUUGCCAAAGCUGUUCAACCCCCUCAUAAGGCUGCAGCUUCUCACCUGGACGCCUCUUGAGGCGGGGUGCCGGGACUUUGAGACCAUGCUGUGGUUCGAGUCCCUGCUGUUCUACGGCUGCGAGGAGCGCGAGCAGGAGCGCGACGACGUGGACCUGGCGCUGCUGCCCACCGUCGUGGAGAAGGUGCUGCUUCCCAAGCUGACAGUGAUAGCUGAAAACAUGUGGGACCCUUUUUCUACAACACAGACUUCAAGAAUGGUUGGAAUCACAUUGAAAUUAAUAGAUGGAUAUCCUUCAGUAGUGAAUGCAGAAAACAAAAAUACACAGGUGUACCUGAAAGCGCUCUUACUGAGAAUGAGAAGAACUUUGGAUGAUGAUGUGUUCAUGCCCUUGUACCCCAAAAAUGUUUUAGAAAAUAAAAACUCUGGGCCUUACUUGUUCUUUCAACGGCAGUUUUGGUCGUCAGUUAAGCUCUUAGGCAAUUUCCUUCAGUGGAACGGCAUCUUCUCGAAUAAGACCCUUCAAGAGUUGGCCAUAGACGGCCUGUUAAACAGGUACAUCCUCAUGGCUUUCCAGAACUCCGAGUGCGGCGACGACAGCAUCAGGAAAGCCCAAAACGUAAUCAAUUGUUUCCCCAAGCAGUGGUUCAUGAAUCUGAAAGGAGAAAGAACUAUUUCUCAGUUAGAAAACUUCUGUCGAUACCUCGUACACUUAGCAGAUACGAUUUAUAGAAAUAGCAUCGGGUGCUCUGAUGUGGAAAAAAGAAAUGCAAGGGAAAACAUAAAACAGAUAGUAAAGCUCCUUGCAAGUGUCCGAGCUCUGGAUCAUGCCCUGUCUGUUGCAAGUGACCAUAAUGUGAAAGAGUUUAAGUCUUUGAUUGAAGGAAAAUAGGUCUAUGAGACUGAAAAGCUUAUUUGCUUUAAUACCAUUCCUAAUGUAUAAAUUUUGUAUAUAUGUAAAGUUUCUUAAACUGUAAAAUACUGAUUCUUGUUUUAAUACAAAGAACAUUAAUAUUCAAUACUGUGUCCUUAAAUGCGAUUUCUUCGGAAUGAAAGGCAUUCAGAUUAUUUCUAGGAAGCUGGUGAGUGUCUUCCUUAUCGCCAGCCAGACCUGGGCUGCAGCAGCCUUGUUCUGCGUGCGGGCCCGGGCCGGCCGCCCCACCAGGUCGCUGUGGCCGCGGGCGCCGCGGGGGCCGUGUCUUGGCGCCUCUCUGUCCACGCUGCCCUGGGGUUCCUUUUGCCCUGGAUGUUCCUGGCGCUUUUCGACAGAGCCGUUUGACAGCGGAGACUUGCUCAGCAGCAAACUGUCAUGGGAAACUGCAUCCUCCACCCCCAUUGGACAGAGGGCUGACGAGUGGCCUGGCGCCCCUUCUCGGGCGGUAGUCACGGUCGCUGUGCUGCCUUAAACCUGCGGCGGAGGGGGGCGUCCCCGCUGGGCGAGCCUGCGCCGCCUCCCCCGGAUCAGCGUGGCCGUCCCCUGGCGGUUUCCUGUGGACUCUGAUGUGUGCAACACAGGUUUUUAGAAGAAUGUGGAAGUUUAAUUUUUGGAAAUAAUAGGCCCACAACCUAACCGAGGGGUCUGGGCUGACUGACCUCAUUCAUGAUUUCACUCCCUGGCCAGCUUACAACACCUGCAUUUGAAGUUAGUAACCUGUCCCACUUGAAAGCCCACAUGUGUGCAUUACAUAUGCAAUAAGGACUACGCCUUGCUGAUUCGCCACACACCCAGGCAGUUUAAUAUCUGUGGUCUUCUAUAAUGUUUGUACCACACUGUAAAUAUUCAGAGAACUUGUUUUAAAGUUUAUGCCUUCUGAGUCUGUGAUUUUCAAAAGAGGAACUUUUUGAAAAUUAAGGACUAUUGUUUGAUAAUUAUAUGUAAUUAAGCUUUAGCCAAGCAUUAAAUUAAUUUUCAGUUCUGUCCUUUGUUGUAUUUGCUGGCGACUAAUUCUGGCGACAGCAUUUCA